GGUAAAAACACAAAACUUACCAAAGCCAAUGCGGGUGGCGGGCAGAAAGACAAGUUAUUUAUUAAACGAAAUAUUUUUGUGGCGAUUAGUUUAAACUGCUUGUGUGUAACUUUGUUUUGAGAGUUUAAUUUUUAACUUUCACAAGUGUGCAGAAUUCUGUUUCAUAUCGGUAAGGUAAUUUGCACGUAAGAUCAAUGGCAGGAAAGAAACGCCGUCCUAGUACAACAGACUCCGCAGUCAGUAAACCAAAAAGAGCAAAGUUUACUUUGGAAAGCGCGAAGUUGCCGGAACUUACUCGAGAAGGUGUUGUUUUGGUAACGGGUUCAGGUGAAUGUGGCCAACUUGGUCUUGGACCGGAUAUUUUUGAAAAAAGUAGACCUGCUUUAGUUGACACAAAACAUGAAAUUGUGGACAUUUGUGCAGGAGGCAUGCAUACUGUUUGUUUGACGAAAGAAGGAAAGUUGUUAACUUUCGGUUGUAAUGAUGAAGGCGCUCUUGGAAGAGUUACAGAGGGAAGUGAGGGUGCAGAAAGUAUUCCAGGUGAAGUAGAAUUGCCAGGAAAAGUUAUUCAGAUUUCAGCAGGUGAUUCCCAUACAGCUGCUUUGUUGGAAGAUGGGAGAGUUUUUGCCUGGGGAACAUUCAGAGAUCAGCAUGGUAACAUGGGUUUAACUUUGAGAGGGAACGAGAAACUUCCUCAUGAAAUUGUACAAGAUAAACAAGUUGUUAAAAUUGCUUCUGGCAAUGAUCAUGUAGUAUUUUUAACAAACCAUGGUGAAAUAUUUACUUGUGGUUGUGCAGAACAAGGCCAGUUAGGACGUACUAGUAAACGAGGAAGUGGCAGAGAUGCAAGAAGUGGAGCUGGAAAGGGUCAGAUAGCCAAACUUUUACAACCAACUCUAAUUAGUUUAAAUCCUAGUAAGAAAUUGCAUUUUGAUAACAUUUGGGCUGGUUCUUAUGGGACUUUUGCUAAAGUAGCCGGAAAAGAUGAUAUUUAUGUCUUUGGACUUAAUAAUUACAAUCAGUUAGGUGUAGAAGGUAAAAAUAAUAAAAAAGUUAAAAACGUCGAAAACUGCCAGUAUUUGCCUGCUUUAUCAAGACAAUUUUCUAAACACCAGUGGAAUAUAAUUUCUUCAGGGGAUCAUCACACCAUUGCGUUAGAUGAUGGUGGAAGAACUUACGCCAUUGGCAGAAAAGAAUAUGGACGCCUGGGUCUUGGUGAACUUGAUAGUGACGCCAUUGAACUAACAGAGAUUCCAACCUUGAAAGAUAAAAAAGUUCUUCAUGUUGCUUGUGGAUCCUCAACUUCAUUUGCAAUCACUGACAAAGGUGAGUUGUAUGGUUGGGGAAUGGGAACUAAUGGCCAGUUAGGAACAGGAGAAGAAGAUGACUGUGUUGAACCGACUCUUAUAAAAAGCAAGCAGUUGACUGACAGAGCAGUUUUUAAAGUUAGUGCAGGAGGUCAACAUACAGUAAUAUUAGCAACAAAUUCUAACAACAAUAAAGGAGGAGAUGCUUAAUGAAAAUUGCAGUGUUCCAGAAUAUUUAUAGCUGCCGACAAUAUAUUUUUGUUGUAUUUGAUAAGUCUAAAUUAGUUUCGGCUGUUGCUUGUUGUAAUUGAUUUGUUUUUGUCCCUAAACAUUUUCAAGUGUUCAUGAUUUUUUUUUAUAAUUUAAGAACACAAAAUGUGACGUGACUCCAGUUUCUUGUUCAUGUUAUACUUUACUUAGCUUCGUUGUUUUCACUUGCAUGCAUGUAUUUGAGUUUUGUGUUUACUUAAUUUACAGUAUUUAGACUGCCGCAAACAAAGAAUAUUGUUCUACACAAUGCAGCAAUAUUAUAUUUUAUAACAAAGAAUAA
Zophobas morio is the source of this 1857-nucleotide messenger RNA. Its product is annotated as regulator of chromosome condensation-like. Gene Ontology annotation, cellular component: cytoplasm. The record is from RefSeq and is a predicted model, not a curated record. The transcript has 8 exons. Bases 195 to 1517 code for a protein of 440 amino acids. Lineage: Eukaryota; Metazoa; Arthropoda; Insecta; Coleoptera; Tenebrionidae. Gene Ontology annotation, molecular function: guanyl-nucleotide exchange factor activity.